Messenger RNA from Rotaria sp. Silwood1, 465 nucleotides. The record is from the annotation of a GenBank genome assembly. Lineage: Eukaryota; Metazoa; Rotifera; Eurotatoria; Philodinida; Philodinidae.
AUGCAAUGGGCUCGUCGAAAUAAUACAAGUGGACAAACAAUCAUUUCAGGUGUUAACUGCUAUGGAUUGACAAUAGAUAAUAAUGGAUAUCUCUAUGUUUCUGGCUACAAUAAAUAUGAAGUGAGAAGAUGGAAAGUGGGAGAUACUCAUGGAACAGUAAUAGCAGGUGGUAAUGGACAAGAAGGUGCAAAAGAAGUCAUCGUUGUUGUUGGUGGUCAAUGUCCAGGAAAUAGUCUAACACAACUGAGCACUCCUAUUGCAGUAGUUGUCGAUCAUUUAGGUGCUGUCUAUGUAGCAGAUUAUGGCAAUCAUCAAGUAAUGCAUUGGUCGAUAGAAGCUACACAAAUUAGUGUUGUUGCUGGUGAAAAUGGAUCGGGAGCAGGAGCAAAUCAGCUCUAUUUUCCUUGGAGUUUAUCAUUUGAUCGGCAAAACAAUCUCUAUGUCGUCGACUAUUACAAUCAUUGA